AUGGUGCGCGGCGGCGGAAACAACGGUGUUGUGUUACCGGGUGACGUCUCUCUGACCAAGAGCGCACCGCCGCAGCCCUUUUACCGCGCGGCGUUUCGCCUGGGACGGCGGCGGCGGCGAUCCGUGUCACGUUCGGGUCGCCGUAGUCGCCCGAGUCUCAUUGCCGGCACGGUCCCGCGUUUUCCCGCAGAAACCUCAUAUCGUGGUCGUGACGGCGGCGGCGGUGGUGGUGCCAGCAGAAGCGGCAGCAGUCGGCCGAACCAGCCGCGGGACCUUCACCAUUCCGCCCUCCCGUCCGCCGGUCGUACAGACGCGAACGCGAAUAAUGUAUUCACAUGA
Messenger RNA from Macrosiphum euphorbiae (potato aphid), 339 nucleotides. The record is from the annotation of a GenBank genome assembly. Lineage: Eukaryota; Metazoa; Arthropoda; Insecta; Hemiptera; Aphididae.